AUGGCCAGCGAGUCUGAAAAGACCCGUCCCCCCUCAGGCUCCACGACGGACGCCCUACGUGUCGAAAAAGACGAAGCCGAUGGAGUUUCAUACAACAGCGGAACCGUCACGCCAUCCCCCUCCGGUCACGGCUACGAAGACAUUCACUCACACCCGCGCCGGCACUCUACAAUAGAUCCCUCAGCAAGAAACGAAAUCAUUGAGCUCGCUCGACGCUUCUCCAGACUCUCUACAUACACGGUGCCAAAAGAUGGUGAGGUUGAGAGUCCGUUCAACUCGGACAACCCGGUGCUGCAGCCAGGCUCGGGCAAGUUUAACCCAAGGGCGUGGGUGAAGACAAUGAUGCAUUUGCAAGACAGAGACCCAGAGAAAUAUCCGAAUAGAACGGCGGGUGUCACGUUUAAAAACUUGUCUGUCCAUGGGUUUGGAAGUGCGCUGGAUUAUCAGAAGGAUGUGUCCAAUGGGUGGAGAGAUGCGGUGAGCGGGAUGGCGAAGAUAUUUUCUGGGGAUAGACAUAAGGGCGAGACAAAGAUUCAGAUCUUGAAAGAUUUUGAUGGGGUUGUGAAGAACGGAGAGAUGCUGGUGGUGUUGGGAAGGCCUGGAAGUGGUUGUUCAACUUUCUUGAAGACUAUUGCUGGGCGCACUCAUGGUCUGUAUGUUGGUUCAGAAUCGGAGGUCGAAUAUCAAGGAAUCCCACGUGAAAUGAUGCACAACAACUUCCGCGGUGAAGCAAUUUACAACGCCGAAACAGAUGUCCAUUUCCCCCACUUGACAGUCGGCCAGACGCUCUCUUUUGCUGCACAAACCCGCGCCCCUCGCAAUCGUUUCCCCGGUAUAACUCGUGAACAGUACAGUGAUCACAUGCGAGACGUUGUCAUGGCCGUCUUUGGCCUCUCCCACACCUUCAACACUAAGGUCGGAGAUGACUUUGUCAGAGGUGUGAGUGGUGGUGAGAGAAAGAGAGUCAGUAUUGCGGAGGCCUCUCUUGGCGGGAGCCCGCUGCAAUGCUGGGAUAACAGCACAAGAGGUCUGGACAGUGCUACUGCACUCGAGUUUGUCAAGACCUUGAGACUGCAGAGUGAGCUAGCGGGAUCAACGAUGCUGGUGUCCAUGUACCAGGCUUCCCAGAGUUCCUAUGAGUUGUUUGAUAAAGUUAUCGUGCUCUACGAGGGUAGACAGAUCUAUUUUGGCCGCACAGAGAGCGCAAAGGCCUUCUUCACAAAUAUGGGUUUCCACUGCCCGCAACGACAGACGACCGCAGAUUUCCUUACAUCUCUGACCAGCCCGAGCGAACGUGAGGUCAAGCCAGGCUUCGAAAACAGGGUGCCCCGUACUCCCGAUGAGUUUGCAGAUGUCUGGAGGAAGAGUGCAGAGUGCAAGAGGCUUCUGCAGGAUAUUGACUCCUACAAGCAACAGUACCCGGUCGACGGCGAGCAGUUGGAGAAGUUCAAGCAGUCAAGAGCAGCCCAACAGGCGAAAAGAAUGCGGGUUGAGUCUCCCUACACCAUCUCAGUACCCAUGCAGAUCAAGCUGUGUAUACGGCGUGGUUUCCAGCGGCUGAGGGGUGAUAUGACAAACUUUUGCAAUACGGUAUUCGGGAACAUGAUCAUUGGAUUGAUCGUUGGUAGUGUUUUUUACAAUCUUCAAGAUAACACCUCUAGUUUCUUCUUGAGGGGAGCUUUGCUGUUUUUCGCGGUUCUGAUGAACGCUUUUUCUAGUAUCUUGGAAAUUCUCACUCUUUACGCCCAACGCCCCAUCGUCGAAAAACACACGCAAUAUGCUCUUUAUCAUCCGUUUGCCGAAGCCGUUUCAUCAAUGAUAUGUGAUCUCCCGUCGAAAAUUAUCGUGACGUUCAGUUUCAAUACAACAGUAUAUUUCAUGGCCAACCUUCGGCGCGAGGCCGAUCACUUCUUCAUCUUCCUGCUUUUCUCGUUCACAGUCACGCUCUGCAUGUCUAUGAUGUUCCGUACCAUUGCUGCCUUCUCACGCACCAUCGCCCAAGCCAUGGCGCCCGCCGCUGUAUUGAUCCUCCUGUUGGUGGUCUAUACUGGUUUCGCCAUUCCCGUCCGCGACAUGGCGGUCUUCCUGCGCUGGGUCAAUUACCUCAACCCAAUCGCAUACGCCUUUGAGAGUCUGAUGGUUAACGAGUUUCACGGUCGUGAGUUUGCAUGCUCUGUCUACAUCCCAUCGGGACCUGGAUAUGAAAACGUCACCUCCGAUCAACAAUCCUGCAGUGUCAAGGGCGCCGUCACGGGAAUGCUCACAGUCGACGGUGGUAACUACAUUAGCACCACCUAUGAGUACGAGUACGGACAUCUCUGGCGCAAUCUCGGUAUCAUCCUCGCGUUCAUGAUUUUCUUCCUGUUUACGUAUCUUGCUGGCACAGAAUACAUUGCUGCGGCGAGGUCUAAGGGUGAAGUGCUGCUGUUCCGUAAGAAGCACCUCCAGAAAAUGAGGAAACAGGGUAUCGACGGAGAGGCGAUUGCCACGGGGCGGCCGGUGGUGGCACAAAAUGCAACCAGCGAGAAAUUGGCGGCGAUUCAGCAACAGACAGAUAUCUUCAUGUGGAGAGAUGUGUGCUAUGAUAUUCAGAUCAAGAAGGAACACAGACGUCUCUUGGAUCAUGUGGAUGGAUGGGUUAAGCCUGGAACUUUGACCGCGUUGAUGGGUGUCUCGGGAGCUGGAAAGACUACGCUCUUGGAUGUUCUUGCUAGUCGAGUUACUAUGGGUGUUGUUACCGGUGAUAUGCUCGUCAAUGGCCAGCAGCGGGAUGAAUCUUUCCAGCGGAAAACUGGGUACGUUCAGCAGCAGGAUUUGCAUCUUCAGACCACCACUGUGCGAGAGGCUUUGAACUUCAGUGCUUUGUUGCGGCAACCAAAAACUACGCCUGAGAAGGAGAAACUGGACUAUGUUGAAGAGGUCAUCAAGCUUCUGGAAAUGGAGGAAUACGCAGAAGCAAUCGUUGGUGUACCUGGAGAAGGACUGAACGUGGAGCAGCGGAAACGCUUGACGAUUGGUGUUGAGCUUGCCGCAAAACCUGCACUCCUACUCUUCCUCGACGAACCUACUUCCGGUCUUGACAGUCAGACAGCCUGGUCCAUUUGUGACCUGAUGAGGAAACUGGCAAACAGCGGGCAGGCAAUUCUGUGCACUAUUCAUCAACCGUCGGCUCUUUUAGUCCAGAAUUUUGACCGCCUAUUGUUCCUUGCCAAGGGUGGUAAGACAGUGUACUUUGGAGAGAUUGGCGAGAACUCACACGUUCUGACUGGAUACUUUGAGAAGAACGGAGCGCACCCUUGCCCUCCUGAGGCAAACCCGGCUGAGUGGAUGCUUGAGGUUAUUGGUGCUGCACCGGGAGCUGUUUCUACCAGGGACUGGCCACAGGUUUGGUUGGAUAGUCCUGAGCGGGUUGCGGUUAGGAAGGAAUUGGAUGAUAUGCAGGUAGAGCUUGGAGGCCGCGGAGACUCAACAGAUGGACAUGGCCAUGAGGAAUUUGCGAUGCCGUUUUCGUACCAGUUUAAGACGUGCCUGAUGCGUGUGUUCCAGCAAACCUGGCGCACACCGUCUUAUAUCUACUCGAAGAUCUUCCUUUGCACUGCUACAUCCCUCCUGAUUGGUCUCUCCUUCCUUAACUCUAAGAACUCGCUACAAGGCCUCCAGAACCAGAUGUUUUCCGUCUUCUUGUUCAUGACAAUCUUCGGCACCAUCGUUCAACAGAUCAUGCCUCACUUUGUAACCCAGCGCAGUCUCUACGAGGCUCGAGAGCGUCCUUCAAAGGCUUACUCGUGGAAAGCAUUCAUUCUCUCCUCCAUCAUUGUUGAGCUCCCAUGGCAGACGGUGAUGUGUAUCAUUAGUUUCUUCCUCUGGUAUUACCCAAUUGGGAUGUUUAGGAACGCUGAAGCUACCGGCUCUACCAGUGAGCGUGGUGGUUUGAUGUUCCUGCUGCUGUGGUCGUUCUACAUGUUUACGUCCACGUUCACACAUAUGAUGAUUGCUGGAAUUGAAUCCGCAGAGGCAGGAAGUAAUUUGGCGAACUUGUUGUUCAUGUUAAUAUUUAUGUUUUGCGGUGUCCUCGCUACUGUAGACAGUCUUCCCGGCUUCUGGAUCUUCAUGUACCGCGUCUCGCCCUUCACAUAUCUCAUCAGUGCUAUGCUUUCAACGGCCAUAGCCAAUGCCGAAGUCCACUGCUCUAAUAUCGAGUUCACAAUCUUCAACCCGCCGUCAAACCAGACAUGUGCGGACUACCUGGAGCCGUUCAUGUCGAUUGCUGGCGGAACCAUCGUAAACCCGUCGGCGACGGCGGACUGUAGAUAUUGCUCAAUCGCGGAUACCAACACGUUCUUGUCGGCGCUGUCGAUCGACUACGGCGACCGCUGGAGGAAUUUUGGUUUGAUGUUGUGCUACACCGUGUUUAAUCUCUCGAUGGCCAUCUUUAUUUACUGGCUGGCGAGAGUGCCGAAGAACAGCAAGAAGAAGGUGGUUGUGGCAAAGUAG
Morchella sextelata is the source of this 4494-nucleotide messenger RNA. RefSeq lists its product as uncharacterized. The coding region runs from base 1 to 4494 and encodes 1497 amino acids. The record is from RefSeq and is a predicted model, not a curated record. Lineage: Eukaryota; Fungi; Ascomycota; Pezizomycetes; Pezizales; Morchellaceae. Gene Ontology annotation, cellular component: membrane. Gene Ontology annotation, biological process: xenobiotic detoxification by transmembrane export across the plasma membrane. Gene Ontology annotation, molecular function: ABC-type transporter activity; ATP binding; ATP hydrolysis activity. The transcript has 6 exons.